Macrosteles quadrilineatus (aster leafhopper) is the source of this 2804-nucleotide messenger RNA. Its product is annotated as zinc finger protein 239-like. Lineage: Eukaryota; Metazoa; Arthropoda; Insecta; Hemiptera; Cicadellidae. The coding region runs from base 343 to 1491 and encodes 382 amino acids. The record is from RefSeq and is a predicted model, not a curated record. The transcript has 2 exons.
GCUAGGAGUUCUUAAAUGCUUUACUAUAAGAAGUACCUUAACAAGGCCAGUUACAGAAAUGACAACCCAUGAGCUAGCCAGAAGAAAAAAAUAUCUUCAGUUUAUGACAAGAAAACUAACUUAUAAUCUCUGGCAUAAUAUUUUAAACGACUCAAAAUUAUAUCAAAGGUUAAUUAAAUAGUUAUCUUUGUACUGUAACUGCUAAACAUUUAGUAAUCUGCAAACAAGGAAGAUUAAAAAAAUUACAUACAAGGCUUUCUAACUAGUUGGGCCCUCCAAUUAGCUACUAGCUUAUCUGAUAAACAAGAAAGGGCCAAAUUACAAAUACCAAAACAAAUUGAAAUGCAUACUAUCAAGUGUCUAUUUUGCGGAAAAAUCUGUUUUAGAAAAUCAGCUAAAGCUCAUAUAUUAACACAUACUCGCGAGCAUGCCUUUAAAUGUUUGAUAUGCAAAAAUACCUUUGCCCAACUAUAUAACAUAAAGACUCAUAUGUUGAAACAUUCUGGGAAGUGUCCUCACAAAUGUACUACAUGUGGAAAAUCCUUUGCUACCAACAGCUAUUUGAAGAGACACGCAUUGGUCCAUUCAGGAGAGCGACCUUUUAAGUGUGAUACAUGUGUAAAAUCCUUUGCAACCAUAACUGAUCUGAAGAUUCACACAAGGGUUCAUACUGGAGAGAGGCCUUAUAAGUGCAAUACAUGUUCAAAAUCAUUUGCAAACAAAAGCAAUCUUAGACUACAUGCAUUGGUUCAUACAGGAGAAAAACCUUAUAAGUGCACUACAUGUAAAAAAUCCUUUCUAUUCAAAGGCUACUUGAAGAGACACUCAUUAAUACAUUCAGGAGAGAGACCUUAUAAGUGCAAUAUUUGUGGAAAAUCCUUUGCGACCAAAAGUGAUAUGAGGAUACAUACAAGGGUUCAUACUGGAGAGAGACCUUUUCAGUGCUCUACAUGUGGAAAAUCUUUUGUGACCAAAAGCGAUAUGAAAGUACAUAUAAGGGUUCAUACAGGGGAGAGACCUUAUGAGUGCACUACCUGUGGAAGAUUUUUUGUAACCACAGGCAGUUUUAAGUUGCAUACAUUGGCUCAUUCAGUAGAGAAACCUUAUAAGUGCACUUCUUGUGAAAAAUCCUUUCUUUCCAGAGGCGAAAUGGUGAGACAUACCUCGACACACUCCGGAGAGAGACCGUUUAAAUGCAAUACAUGUGAAAAAUCCUUUGUAACUAAAACUGAAAUGAACGUACAUGAAAGGGUUCAUUCUGGAGAGAAACCUUAUAAGUGCUCGACAUGUGAAAAAUCCUUUGUAACUAAACGCUCAAUGAGGGAACAUUCAUUGAUUCACUUAGGGAAAAGACCUUAUAAGUGCGCUACAUGUGAAAAAUCCUUUGCUUCCAACAGAUAUUUGAAAGGACAUUUUACAUCUGUUCAUCUUAGGGAACAAUCUCAUAAGUACGAGGGCCUACAUGCAGGAAAUUCCUCACACCCAAAGUAGUUAAGGUAGACUUUUAUUAAUAACUAGCAGAGUACACGUCCUUACGGGGUUGCCGUUUAUAUGUAAAAUGCUUACUGAAGUUAUAAUUGUGAUUUGCGUUUGCAAUGGGAGAGGACAUGGUUUGAAAUUUCUAUUUCUUUUAAUCUACUGUAUGCUAUAGUAUAACACAUCUACCAUAGCCAUAAUUUUUUACCACUCUGCCUAAAUAAUAGAAAAAAAACUAAAUAAUCAAUUGCACAAUAUCAACUAUUAUUUAUAAAUUUAAAACAUAACACAACCUACUUUGAUAGUUCUAAUUGUGUAUCACAGGUUUUUGUUGCUGCUUGGUUCAAACAAUGAAUACAAACCCUUUGAGAAGCUAAAUACUUGUGGAGAAUAGUCAGACUGGAAUUUUGCCGCUCAAAUAAGCAUCACGCGGCCGCAGGUAAAAUCGCUCACCUGGCCGCCGCGCUAAUCUAUCUCUCUCUCUCUAAGCCAAUUCUUUGUCUCACUCAGUCAGCUGACUUGGCGGAGCACUCGUGUUAGUGUACAUAGCAACCGCCGCUGGAACGAUGGAAAAUUAAAAUAUUUGCAGACUGAGUCAUUUACAAAGGCAUUGUGCUUCUUAAAGGGUUUGUAUUUAUUGGUUCAAAUUAGCUAUUGUCAUAAAUUAAAUAUAAAUUAAUAGUGCUGCACCCUGUUGGUAAAUCUGAUAACUUUUAAUGAUUGAAUAUCAUAGAACCAACAUGUGUAGUUUAAACAGCUGACUAUAUUCUUUAAUUCUUUUUAAAUAUGAAUACUCAUAAGAUUAACAUGGGAAACUACAGAGCCACUGGGUCGGAGCCGAAAGGAUUUUUGGGAAGAAUAUGUUUAUAUGUUAUUCGGGAAUGUAAGCUAUCAUCAUACCAAAUUUCAGCCCAAUUCAACCAGUAGUCAAUGCGUGAUUAAACUUCAAACAAACAAACAAAAACUUUCACAUUUAUAAUAUUACUAUGAUACUUAUUAAUAAUACAGGUUUUUGAACUUUCUAUAUAACUUUUAAUUAUACAAGUACAACAACAAUUCAAUAUAAAAAUUAUUAGUUUUAUAAGCCCUACACAAUAUUUGUAAUACAAAUUAGGUAUUUCCAUGUUUUGAGAGGAAAAAAACCAAUUUCUAAAAAUCUGUAAUCCCUCGUUCCCUUGACCCAGUCAUACUGGACCGCAAACUCAUUCAAGUUCAUCCUGUCCUACACCUUCAAGCCAAAUUUGAUCAAAAUCGAACCAAAUUUAUCCAAGCUAUUGCUUUCACGGACACACAUAUAUAUAUAUAUAUAUAUAUAUAUAUUAUACAAU